AUAUAUAUUUUUGUUUUGUAAUCAUAACAAUCAUCAUUAUUAGAUAUCAUUAUCAUUGUAAUAAUCCUUUUCCUUACGUAACUUGGUAGCUUAGAACGUAGCUAUUUUCAACUUGUUCUAUACAAGAAUAGAAAAUGUCGAACAGAGGAAUCGAUUCGAUUAAUAAGAAACAAUAAGAGUCGAAUAUAUCGAGAUCGUUGGCGAGAAACGUUCCUUCGCCUAAAAGUCAAUAAAUUCUCUCCCUCUCUCUCCCUCUCUCACUCUCAUUCUCUUUACAACCGCGGCAAGGGAACCUUUGUCCGAUAAAUCAACGUCGAUUUCAUCCCUACGCGAGCAUCAAUUACAAGACCUUCUCGAGACAUUAAUUUAUUGUUGGAAAGGAACGUAAUCUACCGACUCGUUGAUAUUAUUCGUCGCCGUUUAAGAGGAAAAGAAGAAGCGGACACAUUUCGGAAAUCACAAGUGCAUUCUUUUUGACGGGACAGAAUACCCCCUCUCUCCCUUUCCCACCCCCUAGCCGCGAAGAAAAAAAAAGAAAAGAAAAAUCAACGAAAAAGAGAAUUUCAAGUUGAAAUAAAUAUAUAAAAGAAAAGAAAAAAAAAAAGAGAGACAGUUUGUAGCAGCUUUUGGCAGCGAUACUACUAAGAUGGCAGACGAGUUAUUACUUUCUGCAUUGGGAUUAACGACGGAUACAAAUUUCGAUAGACCACUACCGUCACCCUGUAUACCAAAUCUUCCUUCCGAAUACGAAUCCUCCUGCAGAACACCUUCGAGCGAUGAUUCAGAGAUCAUCGAAAAUCAUGCAACGAUACCUUUGACAACACCUGUGGAAUGUUACACCGAAUUAACGUGUUCUCCAAAAGAUUCGUGGAACGAUUGGAUGACAAGCGCAUCUACAUCUUCCUCGGGUUGUUUGAGCGAAUUGAGCGAAUUAGAUUCGGAAUUGGAAUGGUGCUUGGACAAAACAUGGAAUUCAGGUCUCCCAGAAAGAACGCCACUUUGUACAGCAGGAUGUGAAGGAUUUUUACACUUGCCUUUGCCAAAUCCGCAACAAGUAUUCAAUCAUGACGAGCCUUUGCUUGUACUUGGUAUCGAUUUAAGGGCAUUAGAAAAUUCGUUAGGAUCGGAAGAAAUAAUUACAGAUUACAAUAAUAAUCAAUUAGAAGAGAAUCUACUUAUUUCAUCAGCAGCUACUGCAGCAUUGGCAACUCACGAUUAUACUAAUCGUAAUUUGACUAAUGCAGUCGAAGACAGAUGUUUUCCAUGUACCUAUCAAGGUUGUCUAAAGGUCUACGCGAAAGCGUCUCAUUUAAAAGCUCAUCUACGACGCCAUACUGGAGAAAAACCGUUCGCCUGUACAUGGUCGGGUUGCGGAUGGCGUUUCAGCCGAUCAGACGAAUUGGCGAGGCAUAGAAGAUCGCAUUCAGGAGUAAAACCCUAUCCUUGCGAAAUGUGCUCGAAAAGAUUCGCACGUAGCGAUCAUUUAGCUAAACAUCGUAAGGUGCAUAGAAAACAUACUUAUCCAUUGUUUCAAAAUGGACGUGGAUUUCGUAGUGGAAAAACUAACGUAUUACCAGAGAUUUAGUGUGAAUUUUCAUUCGAAAGAUUAUUAUUUUUGUUUAGAAUUAUAACAACAGAAAAAAGAAAUAGAAUCCGUGGAGAUUUGAAAAGUAUAAGUAUAAUACCUCGUGCAAAAUACUCGUGUGUAUGUUAUUACGUGUUUCAUAUAUACGUUAUGAAAUGAAAGCGUUAGAAAAUAAAAGUAUACACACUUUAAAGAUAAUAUCA
Messenger RNA from Polistes canadensis, 1788 nucleotides. Its product is annotated as zinc finger protein 76-like. Gene Ontology annotation, biological process: regulation of transcription by RNA polymerase II. The coding region runs from base 647 to 1585 and encodes 312 amino acids. The transcript has 5 exons. Lineage: Eukaryota; Metazoa; Arthropoda; Insecta; Hymenoptera; Vespidae. The record is from RefSeq and is a predicted model, not a curated record. Gene Ontology annotation, molecular function: RNA polymerase II cis-regulatory region sequence-specific DNA binding; DNA-binding transcription factor activity, RNA polymerase II-specific.